UUCUCCAUGGCUUUUACGUUGGAGUGCGGCAAUGCAGCUGGGAAUCCCUUUGCACAAGAAAUGGUUUUCGGCGUGCUCGGCGGCAAAAAUUUCUCCUGACAUUGCAUCAUAUAAAAUCUGAGACUGAUAUCGAAAGUUCUCUAACGCGACUCAUGGCUUGACGAUACAUUAAGAAGUCUCCGUUCAAUGGAUCAUCCUCGCCCCUGCUGAUCUCUGAAUUCCUGCUCGAUUGUUAACGCAAUCACCUAUGCCUUCUCCUAUCGUCGAAAUAUACGCACCUCUCAUGGUCGGAGCCUUUGUGACUUCGGUUCUGUACGGUGUAACUGUGAUGCAGAUGUACAUUUACUAUCAAACCUGUCAGAGGGAUCCUCGAUGGAUGAGACUGUUUGUGUUAUAUCUCUUAUUGGCAGAGACAACGAACACAAUCCUUGACGUGGGUAUCGUCUUCGAACCAUUGAUUUUGAGAUAUGGUUCCGAAAUCCCGUUGAUACGGUCGCCAUUGCUACUGCGCCCGGAUGGAGUAAUGACUGUCCUCAUUUCGACUCCCGUGCAAAUGUUUAUGGCAUGGCGCAUCAGAAUCAUCGCGCAGUCCAGGAUACCGGCUCUUGUGAUUGUAGCAUUUUCGUUGACUGCUAUGGCUGGUGGAAUCUGGACGACGGUCUCGGUCAGUCUUCAACCCGAUUACGAGCAAUUCGCAGAUUUCCGGGCUGCGCCGACAACAUGGCUACUAUCCUCAGCCGUCACUGAUAUAUUGGUUUCUUGUUUUCUGGUAUAUUCACUGUCGACAAAGAGAAACGAUUUCAGCAAUGAUAUUAUCACACGGCUUAUACGCUACAAUGUCCAGACUGGCACAAUUACAGCUCUAGCUGCGCUAGCUGACGCCAUCGUAUUCAUGACUGGUAGGACAGUUACUGUAUUUUUCAGCUGGGAUCUCUGUAUUGCGAAGCUCUAUUCUCUUUCGUUGUUGUCGUCCCUGAACGCCAGGAGCAGCGCCAAAGCCUUAAAGGCCUAUGAACCCAAUCCACUCUUCAACUCUUCAGAAGAAUCAUCGGCAUCUGCUUCACUACAUUUCAGGGCGCCACCCUUAAUGAAUAUGACGACCGACGACAAUGUCUAUGAGCUUCGGAGUGUAUCAGGUCCCCAUUCGAAGGGAGACUUGGAGGCACCAGAAAUAUAUGUCGAGCAGGAAGUGUUCAGCAGACGAGACAGUAGUGCCUGAUACCUUUCGCCUAUAACCGUUUGACCCAGGUGCGGAAGGUGCCUCAUAGACAUUACUUUCUGCAGUUUGAGCUGCGCCAUCUUUUAAUA
Messenger RNA from Desarmillaria tabescens, 1308 nucleotides. RefSeq lists its product as uncharacterized. Lineage: Eukaryota; Fungi; Basidiomycota; Agaricomycetes; Agaricales; Physalacriaceae. The record is from RefSeq and is a predicted model, not a curated record. The transcript has 19 exons. The coding region runs from base 248 to 1219 and encodes 323 amino acids.